AUGCAAGCCUACUCUGUCAACAACACACAUCCUGUGUUCAGCAUGAGGGACCAGGUGGCCACAGCACUUGCAGCCACUCUAGGGCACGUCUGGGACCUGAUUGAGAUGGUGCCACAGCCAGAGGAGAGGUUGGAGAUGAUCUAUGCAUGGGUGGAGGACUGGGACAAGAUUUGGACCGGCAUUCACUCAUGGUGGAAAUACAUCGACAACAACGGAAUUACCAUACCGAAGGUUUGCAACAAGUGUAUGCAUGACUACACCAAGGAAUCUGCAAUGUGCCAGAACCUACUAUCAGGAGAGGGUAGAGUCGAGCGUGCAGCUCGAGGUGGAGAGGUUGACAAGGGAACCUUCUAUGCACACACGCAGUCAGGCAGCAACAACAACAGUACGGGCAAGGGGAAGGGUAAGGAAAAGGCCACAGACAAGGUCGAUGAGCUGGAGAACAAUGAAGGCAACCGUCCACCUAACCCUGACCCAUCGAAAACUGGCGCUCCAGCACCUGAAUGCAAGAAUGCUGGAAGUGGAGGGACAGCUGCUGGGCUGUCGCAUAAACGGACCAAGUCAGUAACAGUAAUGAUGAUGACUGAAACUCUGGUGACAACUGGGCUGAAACUCCAGAUCCCUGCUCGCAAACCACCCCCCAGGCAAAACUCUGAACUGACUCCUGUACACCCAACACCUCGAGCAAGUCCCCCUUUGCUUUCUGACAUGCCCCCACCUCCUCUAACUCUGCCACCAAUGGACAAUCCGGGAGACCUUGGCGAUUGUGGACUUUUUGGCAGACCAACUGGAUUAUUGGACAAUCCACCCACACCCGUUGUCAGCACACAGGACAAGUCUGAAGGUCCUCCAGUUGAAGAAACUCCACAGAUUGCAAACCCAAGUGAAUUGACUACACAUGAGACUCUUGCUGAGUGCAUCCAACUGUUGGAGGGUAGGGCGGAUGAUGAGGAGUUUGAGUUGACCCAGAUCCACCAGAUGCUGGGGCUGUUGGUGAUGCAAGUGGAGCGACAAAUUGGUGCAGUUCAGGGGCGAUGUGAGGAGCUGAAGAGGUUGAAGGAUCAGCUCAAAGAUAUGUAG
Messenger RNA from Pisolithus orientalis, 1080 nucleotides. RefSeq lists its product as uncharacterized. The transcript is spliced from 7 exons. Lineage: Eukaryota; Fungi; Basidiomycota; Agaricomycetes; Boletales; Pisolithaceae. The record is from RefSeq and is a predicted model, not a curated record. Bases 1 to 1080 code for a protein of 359 amino acids.